UUUGGGGUUGAGAAGAUAAUACAAUAAAUUAAAACCUCCAAUUUCUAACUUUGGCUGAAUCCAACCUCCAUAUAUUUCAAUUCUGAUACGUCAUCAAUAUCUGGACAAGACGUUGGCUGUAGUUAAUUCGCAACUGGAGUGGGUAAAGUGAGCUAAAAGUCAAUGAAUAAAGCUCCGAGUCAAAGGAAAUGGAGACACUCCUUCCUUCAGGUGUCAGGAGAAAAUUAGCUGCUGUGCUGGUCUGCAGUGUCGGAGGGAUUGCUGGGACUUACCUCUACAUCCAAAAGAAGUGGACUUUCUGUGGUAUCAUAAACUUUAUCAAAGAUCGCUUCACAAUUGGAUCGUCUCUGGUUGAAGAACGGUUAGCCGCCUUACGCCGGACAAAAAGCAAUAUUCUAGUUGUCAGUUCUGUUGAUGAAUGGAACAAAGCAUAUGAACUACUCCAGGAUGACUUGUCUAGAAUAAAGACAUUGGGACUUGACUGUGAAUGGGUUACAAAAGAUGGGAAGUCACAACCUGUUGCUCUUCUUCAGGUUGCAACGCAACAAGGAACUUGUGUUUUGGUGCGUUUGUGCAAGUUUGAGGACAGUAUCAUCCCUGAAACAUUGAAAGAACUCCUUGCUGAUCAAAGUGUGAAAAAAUUUGGCGUAGGAAUUGCAGAGGAUGCUUCGAAACUGUUCAGUCAUUAUGGGUUACAAGUACUAGGUUAUGUCGACUUGUGCUAUGUCGUCCUGAGGUCGCAAACAUUCAAGCAUUUGUCUUCCUGUGGCUUAAAGCGCUUGUAUGAGGCUGUGUGUCAUAAGAAUUUGGAUAAGAAUCGCUUUGUUCGCUGCAGUGAUUGGGAAUGCAAUGUUCUCACAUCGGACCAGAUAAAAUAUGCAGCCAAUGAUGCAAUCAGUGCUGUUGACAUAUUCACCGAGUUUGUUCUUCAUCGUAUGUCCAGAGGGCAGUUGGGAGAUGGUGAUUUAGUGGAUGAAUUUCAAAACAAGGCUUUCUCAAUGUCGCAAGGGAUUGUUGAUCUCCGAUACACUGCUUCUUCGUAUACUAAGGUUCGCUCUACGCCCAAAAAAGGCCCGUCUAAUCUGAAUGCGGCGCAGAAAAGAGACUCCAAAACAGAUGCAACUCGUUCUUAUUCUUUGCGGCAAAGACCACUUUAUCAUAACUGUCAACUUCGUGCCCCUGAUGGACAACUGUUGUGUACUUGUGAUAAGAAGAAGGCUGAAUGGUAUAUUCAGAAGGGCAUUGGGGACAAGAUUGCUGAUGAACCGUUGACUGUGCAACUACGUUUUGAACCAGCAGGACGACCGGAAUCCAAGGAGAACUAUUACUUGCAGGAGAAAGACAAUAUCUGUGUGGUGUGUGGGGCCCCAGAGUCCUAUGUCCGCAAAUGUGUCAUACCACACGAAUACAGGAAGCAUUUUCCGUUGCUUUUGAAAAAUCACCGCUCUCAUGACAUUCUCUUGUUGUGUGUUUCUUGUCAUCAGCGUAGCGGUGUUUACGAUGGCUUCCUGAGGCAACAUUUGGCUGCUCUCUGUGAUGCUCCCAUUGGAUCGGAAGAAGACGUACGUUUCCAUCAGGAUCCUGAUCUGACAAGAGUCCGUUCGAGCGCCAAAGCCCUUCUGAACUCGGGUGAUAAAAUACCCACAGAGAGACGAGAGUUUCUUGAAAACAUUGUAAAAAACUAUUUUGGUGUUGAUUCUCUUGAUGUUGAUCUCCUACAGCAGGCAAUAGAUAUGGACGUUAGAGUACCAUCAGAUAAAUUCUCUCCGCAUGGUUUAAAAGUUGUGCAAUACAUGUUAGAAAAUGGUGGCCUUGUUCAGUUUGAGAAAACAUGGCGGAGGAAUUUUGUCAAGACCAUGCAACCCAAGUUCUUGCCACACAAGUGGUCAAUUGACCACAAUCACUCUGAACUACAAGGUAUAGAAUCUGAACUGAAACAGAGACUUGGGGAGUGAUAGAAAAAGGCUCGUCAUGUUGUGAACAUUCUGUAUAAAAGACUAACAAUGGGGAGAUACAACUUCGCAUUGUGGCAAAGGCAACGAAGUGUAUGAAACACUUGAUUUUGUUGUGACAUCUAUAUUUUAAUAAUUAGUAAACUCUGCCUAAAAUUUGUAGCUGUGUUUGUAUAGUUUGGUGAAGGCAGGCUUGAAUGGCUGCCCUGUAGGCUUUGCAGUCAUAGGCCGUCAGGGUAAUCAUUGAAAAAAACUUAAAAUGUGACAUUGUGUAUCAUUUUGUUUUAUUAAAUGCUGUAAAUUUGA
Messenger RNA from Lineus longissimus, 2258 nucleotides. RefSeq names its product protein FAM50A-like. Gene Ontology annotation, cellular component: cytoplasm; nucleus. Gene Ontology annotation, biological process: nucleobase-containing compound metabolic process; chromatin organization. Gene Ontology annotation, molecular function: nucleic acid binding; 3'-5' exonuclease activity. Bases 189 to 1955 code for a protein of 588 amino acids. The transcript is spliced from 2 exons. NCBI's taxonomy places the organism in Eukaryota, Metazoa, Nemertea, Pilidiophora, Heteronemertea, Lineidae. The record is from RefSeq and is a predicted model, not a curated record.